Molecule: messenger RNA, 3178 nt
Organism: Priapulus caudatus
Lineage: Eukaryota; Metazoa; Priapulida; Priapulimorpha; Priapulimorphida; Priapulidae
Product: high-affinity choline transporter 1-like
Exons: 10
Coding region: 176-1972 (598 amino acids)
Biological process (GO): transmembrane transport; choline transport; acetylcholine biosynthetic process
Cellular component (GO): plasma membrane
Molecular function (GO): choline:sodium symporter activity
Source: RefSeq, a predicted model, not a curated record
GCAACGCGACGUCGGUGAACUUUGGCCAAAGACUACGAAUAAUGUGCUCUUAUUCUAUGACUAUACUCGUGAAUUUUACUAUUUCUGGAUCAGUUUACGCUUAUGUAUACGUGCAAGGAUCGAUGCGGAUGCAAUUUAACAUAAACCUACCUCGCUCGAAAAACUGACAGAUAUCAUGGAGGUAGAUGUCUGGGGGCUGGCGGUGCUUGCUGUGUUAUAUGCCGUCAUACUGGGAAUCGGCAUCUAUGCUGCAAAAGUAUCGAAGGCAAGAAGUGAUGCAGUCUCUAUCCAAGAGGGGGAGCAGCAGGAGGAGGCAAGCGAUAUGCUAAUGGUUGCAAAUCGCAAGCUGAGUACAUUUGUUGGGGUGUGCACCAUGACAGCAACAUUUAUAUGUGGCAGCUAUAUAAAUGGAACGGCUCAAUCAGUGGCUGAACAGGGGCUUGUCUGGACUCUUGCGCCGCCUGGGAUUUUUCUUGGAAUGAUUAUAGGUGGCCUGUUCUUCGCUAAGAAGAUGCGAGAUCAAAACUACAUAACAUUUCUAGAUCCAUUUGAGAAGAGGUUUGGUGAGAAAAUGACUGGGUUGCUGUUUAUCGCUGCAUUCUGCGCAGACAUGUUCUGGUCAGCAUCUGUACUCGCAGCCCUUGGCACUAGCAUAGCGGUCAUUGUCGGACUGGACACUCGGAUUGCGAUCGUGGCAUCGGCAAUAGUCGCUAUCAUCUACACGGUUCUUGGACAGAUGCUGUCCGUCGCCUAUACGGACGUCGUGCAACUCGCGUUUAUGUCGUUUGGAUUGCUUCUGGGCAUUCCAUUUGUGCUAACAAAUGAACAUGUGGGAAGUAUAAUGGAAGGUAGCGACCAAUGGCUUGGAACGAUAGAAAACAAGCAAAUUGCUGUCUGGAUAGAUUUCUUCAUUGUCAUGAUAUUUGGCUCAAUCCCGUGGCAGUCGUACUUCCAGCGUGUGCUCUCAGCGCGGUCAGGCACACAGGCGCAGUACUUCUCUAUCAUCGGAUCCUUCGGAGCCUUUCUGCUCGCGAUCCCUCCGGUGCUGAUUGGCGCAGCCGGAUCCGUCGCAAACUGGACGGCAGUCGGCGACGGCGUGAGUCCACUGGAUGUGGCGGCGGGUGGGGAUGCGAGCAUGGUGCUGCCGCUUGUGCUGCACAGCUUCACGCCUCGAGCCGUCUCCCUGCUAGGCCUGUGUGCGCUCUCUGCGGCGGUGAUGUCAUCAAUCGACUCGGCCAUCCUUGGUUCCAGCUCCAUGUUCACGCACAACAUCUACCGCACACUGCUGAGGUCCUCUGCAUCUAGCAGCGAACUGCUUCGCGUUCAGCGCGGCGCGGUGGUCGUCGUCGGCGGCGUCGCUUGCGCGAUCUCGCUCACCGUCACCAGCGUCCUCGGCAUGUUCGUCAUCGCCGCCGACGUCGUCUUCGUCGCCCUCCUCCCGCAGCUCGUUGCCGUCGUCUACUGCACAGAGGGCGCCGCCAACACGUACGGCUCGCUGGCCGGCCUGGUCGUCGCCGUGCUGCUGCGCCUCGGCGCCGGGGAGCCGCUGCUCGGCCUGCCACCGCUCAUCUACUAUGGCGCCCUCUAUGAUGCGGAACUCGGACAUCUGUUCCCGUACCGGACGUUUGCAAUGCUGGCGUCGCUCGCGACGAUCGUCGCCGUGUCGAGCGCCGCCUGGUGGCUGUUUGUGACGCGCGGGACGAGCCGUCGCUGGGACGUACUCGGAUGCUUUGUCGGGGGACGUCCGCUCCUGGUCGUCGAUGGUUGUAGUGUGAUGGGCAGCAUCAGGAGCGCAGAGGAGCGCAAGGACACGAACUGUACGUGCAAGACGGAUCCCGAGAUCAAGUUUACGAACUGUGGUAAUCGUUGUUCAGAAGUCGGUUGUGAAGUCGGUGCCGGGGAUAGCUCACUGAAUGGCUGCGCGAAGGCAGUGCCAGCGUGGAAUGGUGAGCGCACUUCCCACAGGAGUUAGGAGACUGCGAUGUGAACAUGACUCAGGUCAGGGCUUGCACAGCUGCUGAAGAAUCAUGAUAUUUCAGAGGGUCUGGAAUGUCCCGCUGUGAGGGAAAUCAUGUAAUUGUUGAGGGAAAUUCUGGAAAGUAGGCUAUCAUGGAAAGUAGGCCAAUAAUAGGUGUGGUUCAGACGGUUCUUGAAAUUUACCAUGUUGUGUCUGAGAGGCAAUAAAACUUCAAAACUUCAGGCAAAAUUUUGUGCCUCAGUCAUUGAUUAGAGGAUACGAGAACAAAAACUGUUGCCUAACCCUCACUGUCCUGAAGUAUGUAACCUUUAAGUACUGGAAAACAGGAAACUCAGAGAAAAAUAGUUCUUCUUGGGUGUAUGACCACCUGUCCCCCAGCAGUAUGUAGAUAAAUAUAGUAGCACAAUUGUUUAUUAGGUUUCGUCUUUGGUAAGCAGUUGAGAAUAGUGCGAAUAUAGCAAGGAUGUUUGCAGAGAAAUGCAGGUGUGGAAUGAUAGGUGAAGUAGUUGUAUAGCUUCAGACUUUCUCUUCACACGAGGAGUAAUGAAGACUAUUCAGCAGGUGGUUUAUGCAGUUCUCGGAAUGGGAUUCUUGCGAACUCACGUGUAUAUUUGGCGUUUACGAUUGUAUAGUUCUGAUCACAACGUUUGUCCAAGAGCAUUGAUGUGCUUGUGAUGCUUAUAUGUUAGCAGUGAGUGUGGUUAAUUAAAAUAGUACGGCAUCUCAACUCCACCACAUUUCCCACAAAUCUAAAAACAGAUAUCCAAAAAUGCAUAGCCUACUUCCUGUGAAAAAGUCGUUUGGUUCAGUGUUCUGUAUUACUUUUAUAGCUCUUCCAAGGGAAUGCAAGGGACCAAACAGGACGACAAUUAGAUGUUUGCAUAAUGUUAUGUUUAAUAUUCUAAGAAAGCAGCUACAGUUAUGCUGUGUCUAUAUAGUUGUGUUACAGAUAAACGGGUCGGCUAAUACGAAACGUAUUCACAUUUGUGUGUACGCAAGUUAAUUAGAUAAUAUUUUGAGCUCCUAUACAAGGUCAUUUUAUUUUAAGAAUAUUCAUCAACAAGUAGUAUUUAUCAAUAUGUAUGUGUGAUAAUAUGUAUUGUGAGUUCUGAGGAUACAUAUGUUCAUUGUAGUGUGAUGUUGUGUGCGUGCCGUGCGUGCGUGCGUGCCUGCGUGACGUGCGGCGGUGUGCGUUGUGUU